Hordeum vulgare subsp. vulgare (domesticated barley) is the source of this 1814-nucleotide messenger RNA. RefSeq names its product DNA-binding protein BIN4. Gene Ontology annotation, biological process: chromosome organization; DNA endoreduplication. Gene Ontology annotation, molecular function: double-stranded DNA binding. Bases 435 to 1418 code for a protein of 327 amino acids. The transcript has 10 exons. The record is from RefSeq and is a predicted model, not a curated record. Gene Ontology annotation, cellular component: DNA topoisomerase type II (double strand cut, ATP-hydrolyzing) complex; nucleus. Lineage: Eukaryota; Viridiplantae; Streptophyta; Magnoliopsida; Poales; Poaceae.
GGCCAUCCUAACCCGGCGCAGUCUCUCUCCCCGACGCCUCUCUCCAUCCCCAAAUCGCCACCACCGCCCACUCCCAGCACCGGCAGCCUCCGGCGAUCUCCCGCGCCGCCACGUACCAGCGCCUCUCCGCCUCGCCUCUCUCCUCAAGCCCCCUGCAUCCGCGAAAUCCUACCGAGCAAACACCCUUCUCCCGAACCUUCCACGGCGGCGGCGUCAGGCGUGGUUUGGUCGGAGCCCCAUCGUCUAGUAGCAGAAGCUCCGCCUAGAACGGCAAAGGGCCCGGCCGCACGGUGGAAGCAGGGCUGCCGCUUCGUUCCCUAAAUCCCGGCGCCUAAACCCUCCAAAUCUCGACUGGGCCUAGAGUUUGUUCGGACUGUCACUCGCCGCUUCCCUAAUCAGAGCCGGAGGCGCCGGCGGCGGCGGCGGCGGUAGGAAUGGGGGACGAAGAUGGUGACCCCGACUGGCUUACCGCCUUCCAGGCACCAAGUACUGCACCGGUGAUGCUUUCUUCUGAUUCCGACCGUUCUCGUGGAAAUAGCCCUACAAGAACCGGUCCAUCUAAACAAGAAGAAAAGGCUCCGAGGAAGAAGUUGAUGCUCUCAUCUGAUUCUGAUGCUUCUCCUGUAAACAGCCCUUCAAGGGCUGGUGACGCUAAUGAAGAAGAGGACUCGCUUCCCAAUACCAGGAAAAAAGAUGGUCAGCAAGCUAAGGGUAAAAAAACAAAGGUUGCUGUAAGAAAAGUUCCUGAGAAAAGAGAUGGUAAGACUAAUGAGAAGGUUCCCGGAGAUGAAACAAAAAUAGAUACCUUGGAACAACCUGAAGAUGAAGCUAAUGAGGAAAAAAUGCAGGACAAGCUUGCGGAUAAUUCUGUCUCCCAGAGGUUGCCAUUGACCAUUGCUGAUAAAGUUCAACGUUCAAAGGCAUUGGUUGAAUGUGAUGGUGACUCGAUAGACUUGAGUGGAGAUAUUGGAGCUGUCGGUAGGAUAGUAAUUUCAGAUGGUCCGACUGGAAAUCAUGAUUUAUUACUGGACCUGAAAGGAACAGUGUACAAAUCAACUAUAGUGCCAUCCAGGACAUUUUGUGUUGUCAGCGUGGGACAAACAGAAGCAAAGAUAGAGGCUAUCAUGAAUGACUUCAUUCAGUUGGAACCUCAUUCCAAUUUAUUUGAAUCAGAGACUAUGAUGGAAGGUACCCUUGAUGGAUUCACAUUUGAUUCAGAUGGAGAGGGUGAUAGGCUUCAUGAACUUAACGCUUCUCAGAAUGAUCCAAACAAUGAGAAUGAAGAUCAACCUAAGGGGAAAACCAAAAGGAAAGCAGCCAUUAAGCCAGCGGCAAAGGGACAGAAGAAGGCAAAGGUUGCUAAGAAGGGAACAAGGAAAACCCAAACAACGAAGAGAGCGAAGAAGGCAAAGAAAUAGUUACUUGCCGAAGAACCGGGGUAUUCACUCUGAACUAGCUUGUGAAAUAGCAAGGAUGAGGACUCACUCUGAACUGACACAAGGAAGCGAUGCCCUAUAACCGACCCAGGUUUGGAUAUUAUCUGGGACUAUCGGUGUAUCAUGUUGUACUUUUUUUUAGGAACACUAGGGGAAACACAGUGUUGUAAUGCUAAUAACCGUAUGCUCUGUGCUGGUAGUUAGCCAACUCAGCGUCUGAGAAAUCAAACACUUCAUAUUUGUUUGUAAUAAGGAGAUGAGCCUUAUUAUGCAUGUGUGAUGAGAAGUUGUUGUACACUGUGAUUCCGUUGUAUUCAAAUGUAACAAUGCAGUUGUGUGACCAGAGCAGGAAAAUAGAAUUCUGAAUGUUUAUGGUUU